Molecule: messenger RNA, 1560 nt
Organism: Carya illinoinensis
Lineage: Eukaryota; Viridiplantae; Streptophyta; Magnoliopsida; Fagales; Juglandaceae
Product: PHAF1 protein At3g51130
Exons: 15
Coding region: 122-1333 (403 amino acids)
Source: RefSeq, a predicted model, not a curated record
GAUAAUGGAAGGGGAUACGUAUCAAACACACGAUGUUUGUAUUUAACAAUCUUACACCUGCUUGUUUCCUUUCACGAAAGCAAAGCAGGUUUCCCCAAACAACAUAGGAAAAGAAAUAAUUAUGUUGCAGAGACCAGGACGACGGUGCGAGGGCACGGCCAUGGGUGCCAUCGUUCUCGAUCUUCGACCCGGUUUCGGUAUCGGACCCUUCACUCUCGGAAUGCCGAUAUGCGAAGCAUUUGCUCAGAUAGAACAGCAGCCUACGAUUUACGAUGUUGUCCAUGUGAAGUACUUUGAUGAGGAGCCGUUGAAAUUGGAUAUUGUUAUCAGCUUUCCAGAUCAUGGUUUUCAUCUUCGUUUUGAUCCGUGGUCCCAGAGACUACGACUUAUUGAGAUUUUUGAUGUAAAACGGCUUCAAAUGCGCUAUGCAACUUCUUUGAUUGGGGGACCAUCCACGCUAGCUACUUUUGUAGCGGUAUAUGCACUUUUUGGGCCAACCUUUCCUGGAAUUUACGAUAAAGAAAGAGGUGUUUACACUCUAUUUUACCCAGGCCUGUCCUUUGCUUUUCCAAUUCCUAGCCAGUAUACAGAUUGCUGCCAUGAUAGGGAAGCGGAAUUGCCAUUAGAGUUUCCAGAUGGUACUACACCAGUUACAUGUCGUGUCUCCAUAUAUGAUGGUUCUACUGAGAAAAAAGUUGGCGUAGGAUCCUUAAUGGACAAGGCUUCUGCUCCUUCAUUACCUGUUGGCAGCCUUUACAUGGAGGAGGUGCAUGUUAAGCUUGGAGAAGAAUUAUACUUCACCGUUGGUGGCCAGCAUAUUCCUUUUGGUGCAUCUCCACAAGAUGUCUGGACUGAAUUAGGUCGUCCUUGUGGAAUUCAUCAAAAGCAGGUUGACCAAAUGGUUAUUCACUCUGCAUCAGACCCUCGUCCCCGGACUACACUUUGUGGUGAUUAUUUCUACAACUAUUUUACCCGUGGUCUGGACAUCUUAUUCGAUGGACAGACUCAUAAGAUCAAGAAGUUUGUUUUGCAUACAAACUAUCCUGGUCAUGCAGAUUUCAAUUCAUAUAUAAAGUGCAAUUUUGUUAUCUUUGGUUCAGACCUUGAGGGGUCUUUUGAUGAAGUAAAUAGUGGUGGACACAGGAUUACACCAAGCACCAAGUGGGAGCAAGUGAAGGAAAUCCUUGGCGACUGUGGGCGAGCCGCCAUCCAAACACAAGGCUCUACCAGCAAUCCUUUCGGAUCUACAUUGGUAUAUGGUUAUCAAAAUGUUGCCUUUGAGCAGGUGAUGAAGAAUGGCUAUAUUGCGACUGUAACUCUUUUCCAGUCAUAAUUAUAAAAUAUGGUUGUCUGAACUGGAUGCUAGUAACAUCACAGGGAGUAGGUGAUUCUCUUUGUAAAGAGAACCAUGGCACGGACACUGAUAAUUGUACAGUCAUGUAUAAAAAUAUGUACAGAUAAUAGAAACCUGUUUAUCAUCAUUAUGUGAUGUUACGAUGACAGUUGACUUGUGUAUGUCUUUAUAAUUGUUGAAAGAUGCCUGCAUUUUGUUUCUCCAAA